Messenger RNA from Symsagittifera roscoffensis, 2945 nucleotides. RefSeq lists its product as uncharacterized. NCBI's taxonomy places the organism in Eukaryota, Metazoa, Xenacoelomorpha, Acoela, Convolutidae. The coding region runs from base 95 to 2737 and encodes 880 amino acids. The transcript is spliced from 9 exons. The record is from RefSeq and is a predicted model, not a curated record.
UAAUGAAUACAGUAAAAAGGAAAACUUUAUUGCCAUUCAAAAUGUUUUCUUAUCUUUAUUAUUGUGACACAUUUUUAACGUAAACCGCGCUACCAUGGGCAGAAUUAGAGGAAAUAUUACAAUGAGUGCUUUUCAAGAAUGCACCGAAAAUGAAGAUUCGUCAGACAAUGACAACUUUAAUAUUCCUACUGCAAAUCUGCAAGAAAACAGAACUUCAUCAUCUCUAAGGCACAGAAAUAAUUCCACAGCAAAUCCUCAGUUCAAGUUCAGAAGGCGUGUAGAUAGUAAAAAUGCCAGCAAAGAAUCUCUAAAAGCAAGUCGAGAAUCUCUAAUGGACAUCGACAGUCCAACGAUUAGUAAACAGACACAAACUUAUUCGAAGAAAAAUAGCUUCAGAAUCAAUUCAUUGUCAAACUACUUAAACUGGAGGUUGAUUGACACAUGCUUGAAGUAUCAGCUCGUAUCGCAGAAGGAUUCAGAUCUGCUGCAUAUGACUUUGAAAAAGGCUUACAUCAAAACGAGGUGUCCGAGUGUUUUUGCAGUGCGAGAGUUGAAGAUAUGCUUCAUGUUGGUGUUAUCCUCACUGGCGUUUUCGUGUGUUGGCUAUUUUGUAUUCGGCGAAUCAUUUUUCACGAUUGAUGAAGUAAGGAUGACAGCUACCAGAUCAAGAUUAAAAGGUUGGCAAGCCUCCUCUCAGACAGUUUCCUUUCUCUCCCUCCUGCCUGAAGAGUAUCACACUCCACUGCAGCUGUCCUUGAUUGGUCUCAGUGUUCUCCUGGCCGCCUGCACUGUCCUCUACCUCCUCAUGCUCAUCUUCAAGUUCUUCUAUUACCUUAGACUCUCAUACUUAGUCUCAACUCUCAUCGCAUCAUUAGAGCACUCUAAGCUGUGCAUUAAAAAUGCAGUGCAAUAUCUGUCUGACUUCUCAAAUGUCAACUCCGGAUUCAAUUUCUCUCACAGAGGACUCGCCAGUCAGGUCAAAAUCGGAGCCAUAGAAGCCAAUGUGCCCCUGUUCCGCAGUCUCACCGAGGUGCUCAUCAUGGACAUCCUCGCUUGUCAGGACUCCUGUUCUCAACUGCCUAGAGAGUGUGUACAACUCAUUGACGUCCAUCUGUGUGAAUCAGUGGACGUUGAAAAAGUCAUCACGACGCUCCAGGACAAUCCGGAUGGCAGCGAUGGGACUGGCAAUGACCACUGUUCUAAGCUGGAAACCAUUGUGCAAUUACACUAUGAACUGGUCACGGAGUUCUACCUCAGUAUCGUACUGAGUCUAGCUCACUCUUUCUUCUCGGGAAAUGAUAACGUGACCAGCGAUCUCUUCUCAGUUUUCAAGUCCUUUAUUGUCAACUACGACUUGUCCAUUGCCCAGAAUCUAGAAAAGGAACUGGACCUUGUCCAAGAUCUUUUCCUAGGUCUGGACUUUGAGGAUGAAGAAGUCAGCGUCGACAGCCUAAGUGGUCGGCGAAAACAGUCUAUGUCAAGUGAGUCCUUUGAGAGAUCUAAUUGGAAAUCGGUGCUGACUAGCUUCAACAUCCACUUGAAAGAAAUAGCAAAACUGGCUUCGGAGUUCAAACGUCAAAGCGAAACAGAUGAACGAAGUUUGGAGAUUGUUACUCAGAGGUUAAUAGCGGCUAUCUCUUGUGUGGAGAAUCUGCAGCUUCUUCAGCGAAAGAAGAAAAAACAAGUUGAAAAUGAGAUGGAGUUGAACGGAAUAAGCGCAGAAGGCGUUACGGGCGGUGAGUCUAGAAGUGAAGAUGUCACAACGAUGGAGCGACAGUAUGUAGCUAAUCUGAAGUGUGACCAGUUUUCCUCAUCAAGGGAGACGACGGAAGAUGAUGUGUUCCUAGGAAAGGACGCCUUAAAUGAGUUCAACCAGCAGAUGUCUUCUCUGGGUCACGGUGACAACUAUGGGCGCGUGACCUUCCACCCUGAAGAGGAUCAAGUCACUCUACAGAAGAGACUGAUGAGGUCGCAGAGGGAGAUCAUGAGUGAGUUGAGUUCUGUGAUGAGUCACAGGGUUGGUGAGCAGAAGAUGAGGGAGAAUGAAGCCAUAGAGAGGAAGUAUGGAUCGGAAGCUGUCCAUGACAUGGGCUGGGAUGUAACUGCAGCUGCCUUCAGAGUGACUGCUGAAGAACCCUGUUUCAACAUGUCCACCCUGGAAGCUUCAUAUCGUCUGCCUUCGAAGAACGAUCUAAGCAAACUGUCAAACAGGUCAGGAAAAUUGUGUCAACACAAUGAGAAUCCGGGACCAUCGGGUGACGGAGAAACUAAAGUUGGCGAGUCACCUAGUCAGAAGAGGGGUAACGGACAUUUUAUUGGAGCGAGAUUACUGCAGGAGGCUAUGUCAGAAGAAGACGUGGACUUGGAAAUUACAGAAACCGAGAGAAGUCCUAAUUUGGAGAACUUAAAUUCAGACGUGGAUCUCAAAAGCGACAACUUUAAUUCUCAAGCACAGACGUUUUCCUCUUUCUCUCCAACGAACACACAGACGUACGACGGCACAUCGCUAGGCGACGACGUCAUCGGAGACGAAGAUGAUGAAGAGUACGAAGUGGACAACACGCAGAAAGAAUUAAUGAAAAAAAUUAUGAGUCAUCACUUACCUCUGAAUUUAAACGAGAUUUCAAUAUCGAACUCGAACACGACUGAAGAGACUUUUGGUAGCUCUUCUUCAAGUAGUUCAGAAGCGGAGAUGGAAAAUACUUUUUCAUCAGAAGAAACUUCAACAAAUUGGUAAAAACCAAUUUGAAUAAAAACAAUAAACAUAUUUCCAUUUGUAGUAUCAGCACAACAAUUUUUCCAUUACUAAAAAGGUGGCUUGAUUUAGCUUUCAUCUUAGUUCCGAAUGAACUGAUCAAAAUGGUCGACUUUGAUAAUUUUGCAUGAUUUAUAGAUUUUGUUUAGAUUUGAUCUUAUAUUGUGAAGUUUUGAUCAAUAGGGUUUCA